GAGAGAGGGAGGGAGGGAGAGACAGAGAGACAGAGUUUCCUGUUUGUGUGCAUUGCCUGGAUUCAAAAACCCCAGUCAAGCCUGCAUUCCUUCAUAAGAUGCAGAUGUGUUAAAGGUACCCGAAGGAAUCUUCUGCAGAGACGAUUUACCCUGUACCCUGGAACAAUAUACUGGUGCCUUUGUCCGUGCAACUCGCGGAGAUGAAUUUCUUCAUCCACUGCGUUCUGGCGAUAUCACUCACCCCGUAUCUGACUUCAGGAGGGAGUUCGGCGCCUCCUGCUGGAGACUUAGCCAAUUCAGAGACAACCGGCGAUCAGGGACUGGGGGAGGUCCAUUCGAUUCGACAUAGGGAGAAGCGCUGCUCCUGCAGCAACAUGCAAGACACAGAGUGCGUUUAUUUCUGCCAUGUAGGCAUUGUCUGGGUCAACACACCAGGGCAAGUUGUUCCAUAUGGACUGGGGAACCCUCUGAAGCGUCGGAAACGAGAACCGAGUCGAUGUUCAUGCGUCAAGGGCAGCGACGCGAAGUGCCGGACAUUCUGCCAGUCCCCAAUCAGAGUGCUUCGACGUACCGGGAACGCGAGCGUCGGAAUGUCCCGGAAAGCGGCAGGGAAGCGGACGCGGAGAGUGCCAAAUGAGGAUGGCCUGAAAGGUGCCUUGCGAGAGUUGGAAAGCUAAAGGAGAAGCAACGUGGCAAGUGGAAAGA
Molecule: messenger RNA, 705 nt
Organism: Carcharodon carcharias (great white shark)
Lineage: Eukaryota; Metazoa; Chordata; Chondrichthyes; Lamniformes; Lamnidae
Exons: 4
Coding region: 201-677 (158 amino acids)
Biological process (GO): vein smooth muscle contraction; regulation of vasoconstriction; intracellular calcium ion homeostasis
Cellular component (GO): extracellular region
Molecular function (GO): hormone activity; endothelin B receptor binding
Source: RefSeq, a predicted model, not a curated record